Messenger RNA from Prosopis cineraria, 1176 nucleotides. Its product is annotated as NAC domain-containing protein 2-like. Gene Ontology annotation, biological process: regulation of DNA-templated transcription. The record is from RefSeq and is a predicted model, not a curated record. Lineage: Eukaryota; Viridiplantae; Streptophyta; Magnoliopsida; Fabales; Fabaceae. Gene Ontology annotation, molecular function: DNA binding.
CUUCCUUUCUCUCCACCAACAAUUGAUAAUGGAGCAGGGCCUCCCUCCUGGCUUCAGGUUUCACCCAACCGAUGAAGAACUCAUCGUGUAUUACCUCUCUAACCAAUACACAUCAAAUCCAUGCCCUUAUUCUAUCAUCCCAGAAGUUGAUAUCUACAAGUUUGAUCCUUGGGACUUGCCUGAGAAAGCAGAGUUUGGAGAGAAAGAAUGGUACUUCUUUAGCCCACGAGACAGGAAGUACCCAAAUGGAGUGAGGCCAAACAGAGCGGCAGUGUCUGGGUAUUGGAAGGCCACUGGGACCGAUAAGGCCAUCUUGAGUGGGUCGAAGCAUAUUGGGGUGAAGAAAGCUCUGGUUUUCUACAAAGGGAAGCCACCAAAAGGUGUCAAGACUGGUUGGAUCAUGCAUGAGUAUCGACUCCUUCAUUCCACCACAACACAACCCAACAAUCACCUUGGCUCCAUGAGAUUGGAUGACUGGGUUUUGUGCAGGAUCAAGAAGAAGAACACGGGGGAGACAAUAAUGGAGAAAGAGGAAUUUCUCAGUACUGCGAAUGGCAAAGAAACAGCUACAGGAAAUUAUUAUUAUUAUAAGAGUGAGGAGCAAGAAAUGAUGAAACAUGUUCCGAGGACUUGUUCAAUUGCUCGUCUUGUGGGUAUGGAUUAUUAUCAUCAGGGCUCAUCAUCAUCAGUUUCACAGAUAUUUUCCGAUCAACGCUAUAAUUCAACCUUUGAUCUUCAAAAUAACGCUUCCGAUUCUAGAAUAAUAGAUUCUUUUGUCGUCAAACCUCAGAUAUUAUUGCCGGACAAUAAUUAUGCAGAAGGAGAUUCAGGGAAGUUUCAAGAGAUGAAACAGAGUAGCAGCGUCCAACCACCAAUGUUAGUAAACCAAGUGUAUUAUCUGCGAGGAUAUGGCCAAUGAAGAAUAUGAUUGAUUGGAUUAUUAAUUUAGACAUGUAUUCAAAUGGAUCCACGUCAUUCAUCGUCAGAUCAGAUUCUUUCUCGACAUACAUCUAUUAUUUGACAACAGGAAUCGAAGCUCAGUCACAUCCAAUCAGAAAGCUCGUGAUGAAGUUACCACUGUCUGUGUGUGUGUCAUGCAAAACAAGUCAUUUAAUCGGUAGUUAAAUGCUUAAAUGGAUGUUUGGUUUCAUGUUAAAAAUGCAAAUAGUUAGUUUA